GUUGGGUCACGCCAAAAAGUGCCGAAGCCGCUAACACUUAUAAACAUUUUCUACGUAUUCGACGGGUUGCAAAACAGCAACAAUGGCGGGGCAAUGUUGUGGACGCCCCAAGCUGUCCGAUUUCGGACUCAACACCGAUGACCCAAGUGUGUUUUCCCGUGCUCAGUAUGAGAAGAUUCCUAAGAUAUUGUUCAUCAUCUACCGUGUGGUCAUCGCUCUCUACAUCUUCGGUAUCACUGUGGCGUAUCUGAUCAACCAAAUCGAAUUCUUUGGCGGGGUUUUGUUCGUAUAUCUGACCAACCUCGGAUUCUUUGUCUUCUUCUUUUAUCUUGUAAUGGCUGCUGUAACGGCCGUAGCAGAUACAUGGAUUUUACGGACCCGAACUAUUGAAGAAGUUGGAAUUCGCCACAAGAUCCAAUGUUUACUCUUCAAUAUCACAUUGAAUGUUAACAUCAUCGUCACUCUCAUCUACUGGAGCUUUCUGUACGAUCCAAGUGUCUCAUUCUUCUAUGACUUUCACGUGCAUUCAUUCACCACCAUCGUUUCCCUUCUCGAUUUGUUCCUGACUGCCAUGCCGGUACGGUUCCUGCACUUAAUCUACCCGAUGGGAUUUGGUAUCGCGUACCUGAUAAUGACUCUGAUCUACUGGGGAGCAGGUGGGGUGACCAGACUAGGGGACUACAUCUAUUCGUUCAUUAAUUAUACCGAAAGCCCAGGGCUUGCUGCUGGGGUGGCUUGUGGUGUACUUAUAGGUGUGGUUCUCGUUCAGCUGUUAGUCUGGGGCUUGUACAAGCUACGAAUGUGGAUGUGGGUUAGGUGUAGUGGGGAUGGGAGGAUCGUUCAGUCGGAGGACCCAGGCAAGAUGGAGGAAGGGUUGUAACUUGAAGGUGCACCCGACUAAAUAAACUCACAUAAAAGUGCAGUGAUUAGUGCUUAUUGUUACACGAAAAACAAAGCUAAUUUUAAAUCUCACAGCUUUUUACAGAAAUGGGGAAAUAAAACAUUGGCUCUUGAAUGUUUUUCCUCUACUUAAGUUGAUGAUAGUGAGUCUCAGGGCCUGUCGAGUUACUCUCCUUCCAGAUAGACACCACCCUAAACCUUUGUAAGCUUCGAGAAGUCCGAGCAUCAAUCUUGAACAAAAUAAUGUCUUCACCUCUCGGUAAAUAGGACCACUUAUUGUUGGGCCUUUGCCAACCAAAAUACCUCAAGUUAAAAUUGAACAAUCUCAGGUUGAUGGACACCGUUUUUACACUAUUCUGUCUGUCCAGCGAUGUGGUUGGUACCGGCGCCAUCACCUCGCUAAACCGGAUGGAUUCAAACUUCUUGAUGAAAAUUCCUCGAUUUUCUUUUAUAUAUUUUCCCCAAAGUAGACACUGAUGAUCUGAUGUUCAGAGCUGACUUGUUUUACUGAAUCUUUAUUGAUGGCCUAUAAAUCAGCAUUAGGCCUACGUAUAGACAAAACAAAUAUGGAUAACCCCACCUUUUAGAUUGAUUAAACCAUAGAGCAAGGAAGCUCAAUGAUUAAACGACAACCAAAUAAAGAUUGAAGGACCAUGAUAUGAGGCGUCCAACAUGGGAUAAUUAUAGAUUGAAGUCAUGGCCGGCCCAGUAAAAUUCUACCUCAGUUUACAUGUAAUAUAAAGUUUGCAGUCCACAAGACUUAUUUUAACUGUUAUUAUCUCACAGUAAACUACGUGUCGAACCAUAGAGCAAGGACUGGUCCUUGCUCUGUGGUCAAACAAACAAUUUAAUCAACGUUCAUAUUUUUUUUCUCAGAGCGAUUCACGAACUU
Asterias rubens (European starfish) is the source of this 1792-nucleotide messenger RNA. RefSeq names its product protein rolling stone-like. The record is from RefSeq and is a predicted model, not a curated record. Bases 83 to 880 code for a protein of 265 amino acids. Gene Ontology annotation, cellular component: membrane. The transcript is spliced from 3 exons. Lineage: Eukaryota; Metazoa; Echinodermata; Asteroidea; Forcipulatida; Asteriidae.